This is a messenger RNA of Coniosporium apollinis CBS 100218, 3717 nucleotides long. RefSeq lists its product as uncharacterized. Gene Ontology annotation, cellular component: mitotic spindle; mitotic spindle midzone; cytoplasmic microtubule. The record is from RefSeq and is a predicted model, not a curated record. Gene Ontology annotation, molecular function: microtubule binding. Gene Ontology annotation, biological process: astral microtubule depolymerization; mitotic spindle assembly. Bases 1 to 3717 code for a protein of 1238 amino acids. Lineage: Eukaryota; Fungi; Ascomycota; Dothideomycetes. The transcript is spliced from 3 exons.
AUGGAGGACCAGGCCGCCAGCCUUCUAGCGACGCUCAAGAAAUCGUCCGUCGCCGUCGACGCGAAAUUGACGCAAUUCAACAACCUCAAGUCCAGCAUCAAGCACCUCAGGGUCCCUGAGGGCGCCCAGGCACCGAUUCUCGAAUGCAUCAAGUAUGCACUCGCCGCCCAGACGUCUUCCUCGCUCGUAUCCAGUGGGUUCUCGACACUUGGACACUUUGUCAAGCGAUUGCAUCUUCAGGACCAGACUGGGAUCAUUGUAGCGCAGGGCAGCAAGCUCUUCCCGAUACUCCUAGAUCGCCUGGGUGACGCGCGGGAAAGCCACCGCAAUGCGGCGUCUCAGUCGCUCGCGGACUUGUGGCCGAUCUGCCAUGCUGAGGUGGAGCGUAUCAUACGCGAAGGCGCCCUCAUCGGAACGAAUGCGAGGGCAAAAGAGAUGGGAAUGCGCUUGGUGGUGAAGGUGCACGAAAGCGACGGAAUGCCUUUCAAAAGCUUCGUACCUCUUCUUGUGGCAAACCUUGAAGAUGCCGACGGGAACGUCCGAGAAGCCGCUAAAAGCGCUGUGGUCGAUCUCUUCUGCAACGCGCCUGACCACGCGAAAACAGAUCUCAAGAAGCAGAUGACAAGACACAACGUCCGGAGUUCCAUAACCACGCACAUUGUCUCUCAACUAGGCCUUCCAGGUCACGCAGAGGUAGACCUGAAAGCCUCCACCAUCUCAGUGUCCAGUAUGGCACCCGAACACGUUCGUCCGGACCAUGGCUUUGGCGAUAGCAUACUGUCGGAGAGACCACCGCCUGCCGAAGAGGUUCCCGUGGAUCCCUUGUAUGUUCAUACACAGAGGGAGCUUGAAGACAUCUUCAGGACCAUGCUGCCUCACUUCGAGGGUAGAGAGGAAGAGCACAAUUGGCUGAAAAGGGAUAAAGCUAUCACCCAGCUACAUCGGCUGACGAAAGGCAAUGCGCCAGAGGAGUUCCGCACAGCGUUCGCAGCCGGUAUCAAGAGUAUGCAGGAGGGCAUCCUCAAGGCCGCUAAUUCACUGCGAACAACAUUCUCUUCAAACGGGUGCCUGCUGGUCCAGGAGCUUGCAAGGACGAUGGGCUCAGCACUCGACCCAAUGGCCGAGAUCUUUCUUCAAAACUUCAUUAAAGUGUGCGCGGCGACGAAGAACAUUGCCGCGCAAAACGGCAAUGCGACUGUUGAUGCCAUCUUCUCCAGCGUAUCGUACAGCCUUAGGCUCCUGCAGCAUGUUUCGUUCGCUACACAGGAUAAGAACGUACAACCUCGGACGUUCGCUUCCGGCUGGCUUAAGACUUUGCUCAACAAACAUGCGGGCCACAAAGCUCUUAUUGAGCAUUCCGGAGGUGUGGAUGUAGCAGAGCAGUGCCUCAAGAAAGGUCUUGCAGACGCGAAUCCAAAGGUCAGGGAAGGCACACGGAGCGCUUACUGGGUCUUUGUGCGAUUAUGGCCGGAGAGAGCCCAUGCGAUUAUGGACACUUUGGACCCCAAAUCUAAGCAACUACUGGAGAAGGACCCCGGCAAUCCCCAUGCUUCUCUGGCCUCCUCGCAGUCAUCAUCUGGUGCGGGGACGCUUGGAAAGUCAGUGGGUACUGGUAGUAGUCGAGCGGAACUUCGAGAGAAGAUCGCAGCGCAGAAGCGAGAAGCACAGAGAAAAGAAGCUGCCACGCAGCAAGCAGCCAAACGUCUUCCGGAACGGCCGAACUCGGCGCAAUCUACCUUCUCACCUGUUAAGCCGACGCCCGCACGAGCUCCCUCCGCCCUCUCGUUGUCACAACGUGGGGCCUCAUCGAUGACAUCCUUAACGGCGGCAGCGGCUCGAUCCGCCGUGGCACAGGCAUCCUCGGCUCCAUCCGGCUCCUUGAUGGCGGCGCCUGUGCGGCGACCGAAGCGGCCUGAGCUCCCACGGCCAGCAACUGCUGACCCGUACGCAAGUAGGAAUAUGAGUAGGAGGACAGGAAUCGCAAAGCCAGUAACACCUACGCUCAGCCCUGCCAACUCACCGGAUAAGACCACUGGCAAGAAGUCUGUAGCCUCGCAAAGCAGUGCAGGAGCUCCUCCAGGACGCCCUCAGAGCCCAUCCUUACACACUGUAAGAAGCAAGUCACGGCUCGGGCAAUCAUCCCACCAGAAGACGGCGAGCGUUCCUGCCGCCGGACCUUCAAGUCUUGCCAGUCCGGAUUCAAGUCCGUCCAAGUACGAGGACCUGACGAUGGUCAUGCCGUUUGGCAAGACAGCAGCCCAGGAGGAGCCGUUCCGAGUGCGGAGACCAGGCAUCGACAAGACCAUGUCAGUAGACAGCGGCAUACCCAGCAUGGUGGAUGGAGAGACCUUCUCAAUGGUAAUCCCGUCCAUGGUGAUGCCUGACCGAGCACGUUCACCACGGGUGAGCCCGGCCAAAGCGACGCCGCGCCGCUCGCCCCUGCCUGUUCAUAACGAGGAUGAAGGCCCAAUGAAUGGUGUGGUGUACAGCCGCAGCCCCCUCCUCAGAUCCGUGGACAGCGCCGUCGCUCUCGAGAACGAUGAAGUCCAGGUCUACGAAGACCCCUUCACAGCCGACGAGCCCGAAACGCUCGCUACAGAAACCGAACCCGGGAAGUCUGUCCUCGAAGAACUCCCCCUUAACGAACGCAACGUCGAGCGCCGCCAGAGCAGCGGCAGCGCCGACACCGCUGCUACUCACUCCACGACCUCCGAGCCUGCCAGAAGUCCGCGCAAGGCCGCUCCCACUACCAACGGCGAGGUCACCCACGACCGCGCCGAAGUGCUUCGCGCCCGCCGCCUCCUCACCAGCGGCAUCGAGCGCAUCAAGAGCCGCUCUCUCGACGCGCACGGCUUCCGCCGCCUGCAAGACCUCGUAAGGAACAACGCCGACAUCUGGGGCGACAGCAACCAGAAGUUCGGCGAGCUGCUGCUUGCACUGCUCGAGUAUCUCGAGGCUCCUACCACCAACACCGGCCCCACUUCCAAACCCAGCAGCACCGCGUCCAAAGCGCUGAACCUCAAGGCGCAGGUGCUGGCGACCGUCCGCGCGAUGCUGGCGCUUCACCCUAAGGAAUCCACCCCCUACUACCCGCGCGCCCUCUGCGCCGUCGUCGCCGCAAAAGGCGCCUGCGACUCGACGUCGCACAUGGCCGCGGAGCUGGAAAAGACAGCCGACGAGAUCAUCAAGCACGGCCGCGCGAGCGACUGCAUAGACGCGGUGCUCGAGCUGCUCGACUCGCUGCCCUCUUCCUCGUCUUCUGGCCGGCCCAGCUCGUCCUCCUCGUCCCUGGCUUCCCUGGGCAGCGCGACGGAUAACACGGCGGUGGGGGCGAGCAGCACGACAGCUGCAGCAGCGCUUGGCGCACUGAGCGCGCUUCUGCAGAAAUCUCGCACCACCUCAACGUCCUCGGCUGCAGUCCUGCCGCCUGCACGCCUCACGCGACUCGCGCGCACGGCGGCACGCUUCCUCGGCGACGCGGCGCCGGAUGUCCGCAGGGCGGCGCUGGAGCUGUGCGUCGAGCUGCAUGAUUGCUGCCGCUUGAACCGGAAGAGCAAUGGCGACAGCAACAGCAACGGCGAAGAGGUGGGGAAGGAGUUCUGGCGGGCGCUCGGUGUGGGAGGGGAGGGAGAAGGAGAAGGCGGAGUAGGGCAGGGGCGGUUGAAUCUUAUUGCCUAUUAUCUCGCACGGAGGGGGCGAGAGGCUGUGGUCGCGUGA